UUACCCACAUCGGCUUUUUAUGAUUUCUUCUUCUCUUAUUUGCAAGCAAAACGGCGUAAAGACUCAAUCUUUUUCUCCUCCGAUCUCACAGAGAUGAACGCCGCUAUUAGAGCAGCGAUUCUCAGACCACAGAGCUACUCUUCUCAGCUGAAAGUCGCGUUUUUUCAUUCAACCCCUGUCUUAGAACGCAAACGUCGUACCUCCUGGGAAUCGAAAUCAAAUGUUCACAAGAAGAGGUUUAGAAGGAUGAGAGAAAAGCAAGAAUUAUUGCGGAAUGUGAAUGCUUUUGCAGCAAACAUGUUUACGAGCUGGCAUGAUGAGUUUGAUGACGAUGGUCCCAACUCUCGAAAGCAAAACUCGUGGUUCAAAAAACAGUACUCCAAGGAACCCAAAGGAAACCAGAAUAGCAAACACGGCCCUUACAGUUGGGGUAAAAGGCAUUUUGAAUUUUGUGAAGUUGAUGACGACUUCGACGUAGACUAUGUAUUCCGAACCGCUUUUGGUGGAACCCGAGGUUUCUCUUUUUCAUUCACCCAUGAAGAGGAUGAACCUCGAUGGCGACAUCACUCUUCAAGGUUUUCCAACAAUUCUAAGAAGUCUUGGAGAUCAAAAUAUCGGUUAGAUGAAGAUGAAGAAGAAGAUGACUAUACUUCAGAGUCCAGCGACUCUGAGUCUGAGUCAAACAACCAAGUGUCUCAUAGACAAGCACUUGGCCUGAGUCCUUCGGGCCCUUUAAACCUUAAAGAUGUCAAAGAUGCAUAUCGAACUUGUGCAUUAAAAUGGCAUCCAGAUCGUCAUCAAGGCUCUACCAAGGUGGCGGCUGAAGCAAAGUUCAAGCUCUGCAGUGUGGCUUAUCAAUCUUUAUGCGAAAAGCUAUCGGUGAACUAAUUAUAGAGAGAGUUAGAUGAUAGGUUUUGAUUACACACUUAGUGAUAUCUCAUUACAAUAAAUUUCAAAAAUUGUUACACUUUCUAAAGCUUUGCUCAAAAAGCAAAAGCUCACUACAAGAUCCAAGCUUUUUAUCUGGUUCUGUCUCUAGCCUCUGGUUCUCUACAAGAUCCAAGCUUUUUAUCUAGCCUCUGGUUCUGUCUUAUUUUAUCUCUCAUCCCCUGCUUUUUUGCCUUUCAUCGAUUUGUCCUUUUUUCAA
Camelina sativa (false flax) is the source of this 1147-nucleotide messenger RNA. RefSeq lists its product as uncharacterized. Lineage: Eukaryota; Viridiplantae; Streptophyta; Magnoliopsida; Brassicales; Brassicaceae. The record is from RefSeq and is a predicted model, not a curated record.